AUGGCACGGAAGAGCUUGGCCGAGGGCCUGCAGGGCCUCAGGCGCCAGCGUCUAAGCGCCGUGGCCGAAGCGGGGCAGCUGCUGCAGGAUCAGAACCACAAGGUGAGGCAGUGCAUGCUGCGCGCCUUGAGCACCGCUGGGCCAUCUGCUGCUUCACCAUGUACAGAGGCCAUGGUGCUGUGUCUCGAGGACCAAGAGCCAGAUGUCCGUGGCGAAGCGGUAAGGUCCCUUUGCCAACUCUCUGCUGAAGAUGGCGUUGAUGGCCUUAACCCUGAAAGGAUAGCGAAGGUGGUGGCGCCUCUGAUUUCACAGCAAAGUCAGCGCGUCAUUGACCAUGCCGCUGAAGGCCUAGCUGCUUUGGGAGAUGUGGCAGCUCCUCUGGUGCUUCCCUAUCUCAUCCAUGGCGAGAAAUCUGAGCGACAAGCAGCGGUUCAGGUCUUGAGAAGACUGCGUGAGGCUGGUCUCAGUCAUGUUGCUGGACUGUUGGCCCACCAAGACGCCGACGUGCGCCGAGCAGCGUUGCGAGUCUUCCAGGGAUCCGACAGCUCAGGUCAGGAGGUGAUGAGGUUCAUCCCAGGAAUUGCUGAGGACAUCGGUCAGUUGCUCCAAGAUCCUGAACCAAAGGUUCGGGGUGUGGCCGCCUUGGCUUUAUGUCGUUUGGGUUCCAAAGCUUCGAAGCCCUUUGCGGAGCAGUUGAUCUUCAUGCUGCAAAAUCCCUCUGCAGAUGGCGCUGAGCUGCGGGAUGUGUUGGCCGCGCUGGCCUCGCUGGGAAGCUCCGGGGAUUGGGCGGCCGAGGCGGUGGCAGGCUGUUUGUGGCUGGAGCACUGGUCUGUUCGAAGGGCGGCUGCAGAGACCUAUGGCCAGAUUGUGGGACCGAGGCGAUUCGAUCCUUUCACCGAAAUGAAUGAUGAUGAGCUGGAUGAUGCCAUGGCCGCGCCGGUGGACCGAGAGGCUGCUGCCUUGCAAUUGUCUAAGCUGCUCAAGGACCAUGUUGUGGAAGUGGCUGAAAGUGCAGCAAAAGCUUUGGCAAAUCUGGGCUUGGAGGGGGCACGCGAGGCGGUGCAGAUUGCACGAUGCCUGGAUGACGAUUAUGGUUUAUCCCAAGCAGCCUUAGAUGCUCUUGUGAAGCUGCUAAGCCAUGAAUGCUUUGCCACCAAAGAAGCAGCUGCAGCUGGUGUGGCCAUGUAUUUCAAUCAAGGAGGGCAGGCGCCCAAGACUGCCCGCGGGCUUCUGGUUGAAGCACUGCUCAGGGAGGCCAGGUGUGAAGAAAGGAACGUGCGAGAAGAAUGUAUCCGUGCAUUGGGUGGCCUGGCACAUCAAGAACAAAGGUCCAAAUGGCAGCAGAGGAUCCUCAAAGAAGUGACCCAGACGGCCUUGGACGAUGUUCAGAUGAGCGUCAAGCGUUGCGCCAUCGAAGUUCUUGGCAAGCUGAACUUGCCACCCGAGGCUGCAGAUCAGCGCGAAUCAGUGCUGAACAUGCUGGCCAAAUCCAGUCCCUCCCGGCAGCUGCGACGAUAUGCCUCACAGGCCUUGGAGAUCUCCCGGCCGAGGACCAGAAUCACUACCACCUCCAUGCGCGAGACCCGUGUGGGUGCGCCGAUGAAGGAGCUCUCAAAACUGGUCGGAUCGUUGCGGACCACGCUGGAUCAGGCCGAAGCCUCAGAGCGUUUGUUGGAUGAGUUAGCCUCUGCAGACUCAUCUCGUGCAUGGCAUUUGGAGCGGCUGUUGUGGCAGACGUGGUAUUUCCAUGAGAACCCGGUGGCUAUGACGUUGUUGUCGGAGGGCUCCAACCUAAUGGAUGAGGGUGAUCUGGAAUUAGCCAAGCAAUGCUUCCUACAUGCAGCGACUCUAGAGCCCUCUUGGGCUGAAGCCUGGAACCGCUUGGCGACGGUGGACUAUUUGCUGGGGAACUACAAUUAUUCAUUGAAAGAAAUCGACAAGACCUUGGAGCUGCAACCGCGUCACUUUGGCGCCUUGUCCGGCAAAGGUUUAGUGUACUUGAAGUUGGAGCGCUUCCAAAACGCGAUCGAAGCAUUUCAGGAUGCGCAAGAGGUGGUUCCUACAAGCGAGUCUCUAAAGCACAACAUUGAAUACACCGAAGCCUUGCAAAAAGAGGCAGCCAUGAUGAUGCACUUCUGAGUGCAGAAACUCCAGUGAAACGGAGCCCAUGGCAAUGGCGCAACAUGGCGCAAUGCUUCUUGCUGCCAAGGCCCUGCUGCAGGUUCCUAGUCCUGUAGUCCGGUGGCCUAGCCGCAGCCUGUCAGUGACAGCAACCUUUCCAUUAGAAUUUCAUGUACAUUGUGUGGAAACUAUGUGUGUGUCCAACGUCGGCUACACAUGUAGAAAUAUGUAGAAGGUUGAUGAAGAUUGGUCGCAGUUUCCUACUCCAGC
Messenger RNA from Cladocopium goreaui, 2391 nucleotides. The record is from the annotation of a GenBank genome assembly. Lineage: Eukaryota; Dinophyceae; Suessiales; Symbiodiniaceae.